CGUAUAUAUAGCAGCUUUGUGAGCAGACCUUCAAACGAAACUGUCGUUUCCGGCUGCCUCGCUUCUCUUGUUUUCACCGUUGAGACCUUUACCUUUUUGGUCGUAUUCCGCCAUGGAUUCACCGCCGACGGGGGAAACGGAGGUCAUUCAUCGCUCACAAGAGAAUAACGGAAAUGGAAGUCCGGAGACGAAACGUGACUGGAGUUUGAAAUCCGAGCGGAAACUUGAAAAUAUUGCUGAAAAUGAGGGAAUAGUUCGGCCUCAUUCGUUGCUUCCGAAGCCGGAGGCACCGCCGGGGGUUUUGGAACGCUCGCGAUCGUCACCGGAGACGGUUGAGACUGCGGCCGCGGUUUUGGGGAAAUUUCUUCGCGAGAAGAGCAACAGCUUAUCCUCAGCGGUAACGAGGCGUAUUUCGAUGAUUCGGAAAGAAGAAGGCGACGACGACGGCAAGGAUGUGGUGAAGGAGUUCAAUUUGGUAGGUUUGAGAGUGACAAAAACCUUGAAGGAGGAGACGAAGGAGCUGAAAGGCAGAAUAUGCUUCUUCUCUCGGUCCAACUGCCGCGACUGCGGCGCCGUCCGAUCGUUCUUCCGCGAAAGGAAUCUGAAUUGCGUUGAGAUCAACGUCGACGUUUACCCCUCGCGAAGGAAGGAAUUAAUAGAGAAGACCGGCAGCUCCACCGUUCCGCAGAUAUUCUUCAACGAGAAGCUGAUCGGCGGACUGGUGGCGCUGAACUCGCUGCGUAACAGCGGGAUGCUUGAAGCGAAAAUGGAGGAGAUCCUAGGGCGGAAGUGCCCCGACGAUGCUCCGUCGCCACCGGUUUACGGCUUUGACGAAGCGGAGGACGAAAAAUCUGAAGCGGACGAGAUGGCGGCGGUGGCGCGGGUGGUUAGGCAGAGCGUUCCAAUCCAAGACCGCAUCACAAAGAUGAAAUUCGUGAAGAAUUGCUUCUCCGGCGGCGAGCUCAUCGAAGCUCUCGUUCACCAUUUUCACUGCAGCCGUACAAAGGCCAUUGAGAUUGGGAAGCAGCUGGCAAGAAAGCAUUUUAUUCAUCAUGUAUUUGGGGAGAAUGAAUUGGAGGAUGGAAACCACUUGUACCGUUUCCUCGAACACGAGCACUUCAUACCAAAAUGCCAUAAUUUCCGAGGUGUGGUGAAUGAUUCCGAGCCCAAGGCAGCUGCAGCAGUGAGCCACAAGCUUACCUGCUUAAUGUCAGCCAUAGUCGAGUCCUACACCUCCGACGAUAGAAGACAUCUCGAUUACAUUGGAAUCAGCAACAGUGAAGAGUUUAGGAGGUAUGUAAACCUAGUGGAGGAUCUACAGAGAGUGAACCUUACCACUCUUUCCCAUGAAGACAAAUUGGCAUUCUUUUUGAAUUUGCACAACGCCAUGGCGAUGCAUGCUGCCAUCCGGAUUGGUCACCCUGGCAGUAUGAUCGACCGGAGACCAUUCUUUUCUGAGUUUAUGUAUGUGGUUGGAGGCUACCCCUACUCUUUAAGCUCUAUCAGGAAUGGUAUUCUGAGGAACAACCGGCGACCUCCAUUCUCACUCGUAAAGCCAUUUGGCAGCGGUGACAAGCGCCUUGAGUUGGCGUUUCCAAAAGUUAAUCCGUUGAUUCAUUUUGGGACAUGGAAUGCAACAAUAGGAAGCCCCUCGAUCAGAUUCUUCACUCCCCAAGGCGUCGAAUCUGAACUUAAAAACGCCGCGAGGGAAUACUUCGGGAGGGAUGAUGGAAUGCAGGUAGACCUUUCCAGCAGGACAGUCUACCUUCCUCGAAUAAUCAACUGGUACACCGCAGAUUUCGGGCAAGAAAAGGAAAUCCUAAAGUGGAUCCUAAACUACUUGGAUGCAAGUAAGGCAGGUCUCCUAACACAUCUCCUGAGUGAUGGAAGUUCGAUCAAAAUAGCUUACCAGAGUUACAACUGGUCCCUGGAUUCUUGAGGAUCACAUUGCUCAGAAAUUCAGCAUCCUUCAAUAUCUGCUGGUUGGUAGAGCAGUGUACAUCCAAACUCCAAAGGGUUUCUCUCUCUACAAAGGUUGUGCAGGUACAAGUUAUGCUGUCACAGUAGAGAGAGAGAGACUAGAUAAUAGCAUUUCUUCUUAACCUGAAGAGAGCUGUUGCUUGAUGAAGAGAUUGUGUGGCAUAGGAAUAUCUGUGAAACUAUUUUGACUAUUACUAUUUAUUUGUGAAGAGUGAGAAAGUAAUAGUUCCAUGCAUAAAGAGAAGAGUGUUUUAAAGGAAAAGAUAAAGAGUAAGAUUGCUACUUGUAACUAAGAAAGCUGAACUUUUGUGUCA
Messenger RNA from Andrographis paniculata, 2294 nucleotides. RefSeq lists its product as uncharacterized. Bases 113 to 1939 code for a protein of 608 amino acids. The transcript is spliced from 6 exons. The record is from RefSeq and is a predicted model, not a curated record. NCBI's taxonomy places the organism in Eukaryota, Viridiplantae, Streptophyta, Magnoliopsida, Lamiales, Acanthaceae. Gene Ontology annotation, biological process: intracellular signal transduction.